This is a messenger RNA of Temnothorax curvispinosus, 1299 nucleotides long. Its product is annotated as vicilin-like seed storage protein At2g18540. The record is from RefSeq and is a predicted model, not a curated record. The transcript has 5 exons. Gene Ontology annotation, biological process: cilium organization. Gene Ontology annotation, cellular component: motile cilium. NCBI's taxonomy places the organism in Eukaryota, Metazoa, Arthropoda, Insecta, Hymenoptera, Formicidae. Bases 1 to 1299 code for a protein of 432 amino acids.
AUGGUGAAAAUUCGCAGAGGAUGGUACUUGAUAGACAUAAAGACGGAAGAGGAUGACAGAAGGAUAAAGGACGAGAAGGAAGCUGCAUUGGAGGCGAGACGAGCAUCGAUGGUAGAGCGAUGCGACAACAAAAUCGCACGACGUCGUUCGCAGGCCGAGCAACGAGAAGCCGUUUUGGCGGAGGAAUUAUCACGUGCCCGAGCAGCUGAUGAAGCGAAACAAGCAGAAAUUGAAUUGGCGGAUAGACUGGCUGCCGAAUUGUCGCGGCGUAAAAAUGAAAAAGUAAAACACGCGCUAAAAUUAGAUCGAGUAAAAUUUUCCGCGCGAUCACCACCGAGUUGUGUCCUGAGUGAAGCUCGAUCGCGCCUAAUAGAGGAGAAAGUUCGUCUGGAAGCGAGUCAAGCGGAACUAUCGAGGCUCUGGCACGACAAAACCGUUGAGAAGCUGCAACAAGCCGAAGAUGAAAGAAAGAAGCGGAGCUCGCGUGAUGAUCUGCAGAAUCAAUUGGCGGACGAUCGUCGACGAGUUCAACAAAGAAGAAUCGAGGAGAAAGAGCAGGAUCGUAAGAUGAUGGAACGAGCGAUACGGAAGACUCAGGAAGAAGAUGCAAAGAUGAGGAAGAGGAAGGAGAACGACGCGAUUCUUUUGAGAGCGGAGAUGGCCGCAUCUUUGGCGGCUAAGAAAGCGUGGGAAAGGAAAUAUAAGGAAGCGUUGAAGGACGAAGACGAGAGGAUUGCUCGCAUAAUCGCGGAGAAGGAAGCUCGACAGGAGAAAGAACUCGAUGUGAAGACAGAACUUCGUGCAGCGAGGGAAACGGCGAUAGAUAAUGUAGCCAGAGAACUGCUGACUAACGUGCGCAAAGAAAGAAAGAAGCAGGAAAUCGAUGACGAAUUGUAUCGGGAAGAACAGAGGAGCAAGUGGACGAAACAAUCGGUCAAAAUAUCAAGAAAGCAAUGUGCUGAAUCCUUCCAAGAAAUAGCGAAACAGAAAGCUGAACGUAAAGCGAGAGAUGAAGCGACCGAUGCCGCGUUUGCGCGAUAUUUAGCCGAAGAACGAAAAAAAGAGAUCAAGAGACAAAGAGAAGACAAUAACGCACGACACGCAAGAAAAAUUCAAUAUGGAAAGGAAUUAAAGGAAGCCAUAACAAAUAACAGAGUUACUUACGCUAUGGAUAUUUUGGAACGGCAGUCUGAAAAUCGUAUGCAUGAUAAAAAUUCAAAUCAGUUGACUGCAACGAACGCAAAACAGUCUAACGAUAGAAAUGAUAGUAACAUAAUAGUAAAAAAAAAAGAUGAUUGA